CACUUUUGACGCGGAUUGCGGUAAGCCACAUGUUAAAGAACAUCAUUAACAUUUUCCAGUGUAGGAUCUUGCGUAAAUACUUGCAACAUCCUCCACUUCUCUUUAUCUUUAAUCAGGUGCAAUCUAAUCAUCUAUCAGAGCCAUAGGCAAGGCAGGGUAUUUUUCAGCAGAAGCACAGCAUCUUGUUUUAGGGUCAGGCUCCGUGGGCUGACCGCUGUAGGCUGGCCUCUGAGAAUGGCGGUGCUCGGUGCGUUCGUGCUGGAGCUCCUAGUCUUGGUCACGGUGACAGCUGCAACUACCCACGGUCCAGUGACCUACACCAGCUCUAUAUCAACUCCCAGCCUGUCAGACACCAAGACCCUUACUCUCAGAAAAGGAGCCCGGGUAUUCUUUGGGAUUAUCGGGAUCCUGGCUUUUGUUUUCCUUGUGAUUCUAAUCUUUUUCAUUAGAAAGAUGCUGAGAAACAGAACAGGUGUUACACUUACUGAACAGAACAAUGGAAGCAAUGUUCGGCUGCAGGACUUUCAUAACACAGCCACCUCCCAAGCAAGCAAUAACUACACAUUCCCUCAAUACCAGCAGCCCACCCCUGGCACCAGCAAUGUCUAUGGGGAUGAUGACGACACUUCCACAGACAACUCAGACAGUUCAGCUGCAGAGGAGGCCAGCAGAGGCAUUGGCUUCUUCAGUGAGGUGAAGAGGGACAAGGCAGGGCAGGAGGAGGACGAUGCCAACGACUACGUGAAUGUUUCCAAAAGAGAGCCGGAGGAGUCGGCAGACUAUGUGAAUGUAGACCCGUCUGAGGGACGAAGGAGGGGUUCUGAUUAUUAUGUCAACUUGGAGUCUGCCACAGAGCCUGAUGAAGAGGAGGAGCGAGCGUCUAGAAGACUGGAGGGAGGGGGAGAGAACAGCCAGGAUUCUGUCGAUUCUGACACUGAGAGCGACGAGGACACUGUGGUUUACACCCAGAUUGCGUUCAAGUAGGGAGGGCCACAGUCAAGCUCUGAUGUCUUAUAAUCAAAUAUCUGGAUUGGUUAUCAGCACUAUUCACGCAACAGUCACUCAAAAUAAGACAAAUAUUCAUUCACAAAGCAAAGACAUUGACAAGAACAUAUACAUAUAAUGUCAAGACCAAAGAUGUUUUUUUUAAUCCACUGCUUAUUUUAUGAAAACUUGUUUUCUGUUGACAAAUAAAAUUGUGAACUUUAUUGCUGCUUUUAAAAAACAAAUACAAAAUAGCAUAUUCCAAACCCAGAUCUGAACCCUGUUCUACAGUGGAUGACAAAACACUGAAGCCAUGGGUGUUCCUGCAUCUAGCAGAUGAAUCAAUAACCUGCUUAGAAGACAGUACGAGACCCCGUCCAGCCAAGGAAAAUGUAAACAAAUCCUGAAAUAAAAACAAAACCUCCUCCCCCCCUUCCCGUUUCCCUUGGUCACCACAGAAUAUGGGAAUCUAAAAAAAAAAAGAUGUUUAGGGACUCAGUUCCAAGACUAAAGAGACCCUACAAGCUUCUGAGAUUUUUUUUCCUUUCUGAAGAGCUAACAAUUGUCUUUCAACAAAAACCUAAGAAAAAAUGGAAACUCUGUUGUUGAAAAGUAUGAGGAAUUGCCCAUCUUGUCUGUGUGUUUUUGCACAGAAAGCUGUGGCGAAAAUUGGUGGGUAAUACUUUGCAUGAAGUGUCUCUAAUUACUGUGUAUUUACAUAGUAGUUACUUAGU
Messenger RNA from Polyodon spathula (Mississippi paddlefish), 1718 nucleotides. RefSeq lists its product as uncharacterized. The record is from RefSeq and is a predicted model, not a curated record. The transcript has 6 exons. NCBI's taxonomy places the organism in Eukaryota, Metazoa, Chordata, Actinopteri, Acipenseriformes, Polyodontidae. The coding region runs from base 235 to 984 and encodes 249 amino acids.